Messenger RNA from Aureobasidium vineae, 609 nucleotides. NCBI's taxonomy places the organism in Eukaryota, Fungi, Ascomycota, Dothideomycetes, Dothideales, Saccotheciaceae. The record is from the annotation of a GenBank genome assembly.
AUGGCAUCGCCUCUGAUUCGCACAAUUCAAACCGCUUGUCUCGGCUUCGGUGAUGUGUUGAACACGAGACCAGACGUCAAGUUCAUACUCGUGCCCUUCGCACAGGAAAUCGCCAACCAGCCCUGUGACAUCGGAUAUCCACAAGCAGAACUCAAGCAGAAGAUCGCAGCCUGGCUGGCCCAAGAGAACCUUGGCUUUGGAAUCGGGAGAAUGGACUGGAGUCUGGUCGAGGAUGGUUGGAACUCAAAGGCUGGUCCUUACGCCGCCACUCUCGAAGCCGUGAACGCACGCGCUGCUGUUCUUCGCGCAACCCUGUAUGCUCAUCCCUCUGAGGCCGUGGUACUGGUCACCCAUGGCGCAUUCCUGCACUUCUUCACUGCCGACUGGGCUUCUUUCGAUGGUUCCAAAGGAACUGGCUAUGAGAACUGCGAGUUCAGAAAGUUCACUUGGGAGGCUGAAAACGGAGAUGGAUAUCAUCUGAAAGAAGUUGGUGGUGCAAAGAUCAAGAUGGGCAGACCUCCUGGUGUCUAUGCUCACGUUCUCGAGGGCAUCGAGAUGGUGGAAGGGCAGAAUCCUAGGCAGAUUAAGGUCGGCAACGGCAAGAUCUGA